Messenger RNA from Phycomyces blakesleeanus NRRL 1555(-), 918 nucleotides. RefSeq lists its product as hypothetical. The transcript is spliced from 2 exons. Gene Ontology annotation, biological process: secondary metabolite biosynthetic process. The record is from RefSeq and is a predicted model, not a curated record. The coding region runs from base 1 to 918 and encodes 305 amino acids. NCBI's taxonomy places the organism in Eukaryota, Fungi, Mucoromycota, Mucoromycetes, Mucorales, Phycomycetaceae.
AUGACAGAAGUAUUAGUUCCUUUACCUACAUUCGGUCGUCUUUCAGAACGUGUUUGGAGAGUGCUUGGGCUUAAUCCCGGAAAGUUUACUUUGCAGGGUACCAACACUUACCUUGUUGGUAAAGGUCCUCAAAAGAUACUUGUUGACAGUGGCCAGGGAAUACCAAAAUACAUUGAUCUGCUCGAGGACUCUUUGAAGAGUAUCUCUCCUGAUGCUUACAUAUCCGAUGUUCUUCUAACCCAUGGUCACCACGACCACUGUGGAGGUGUAAAUGACUUACUAUCGUCUUCUAUCAACAAAAAGCACCCAAUCAGAUUUCACAAAUAUCCUCUUCCAUUGGGAGCUGACAAAACAUCUACGUCAGAUCUUUCCUCGUUUACCAUAUAUCCAUUGACCAAUAACCAAAUAUUCAAAGCCGAGUCAGCAACUCUCAAGGUCAUACAUACCCCCGGCCAUACCAAAGAUCACUGCACACUUUGGCUAGAAGAAGAAAAAAGUUUAUUUAGUGCGGAUUGUGCACUUGGGCAAGGCACAGCUGUAUUUGAAGACCUGAGUGAGUAUAUAUGUGGCCUAAAAUAUCUUGCUACGCUGAAGCCUAUCCAGCUUUAUCCGGGCCAUGGACCUGUGGUUAAAGAUGGCGUGAAAAAAAUCAAUGAGUUAAUACAACACCGGCAAGAACGUGAAAAUCAAAUUGUUAGCUUGCUCAAAUCGGAUCAAACGAAAAACUGGACGGCCUUUGACAUAGUUGGUGUGCUUUAUAAAGACUAUCCAGAGUCAUUACACCUUCCAGCAGUACGGGGCAUUUUACUUCACCUAGAAAAGCUUAGGGACGAAAACAAAGUAAAGUUAUCUAAUGAGUCUACUUCUGAAACAGAUAUAUCAAAAUUAGCCCGCAAUGAGUGGGUCCUUGUAAAGUGA